AAAUGAAGGUAGUUGAGUUGGUUUAUCCAACAAGCUAAACUACCCUCUCUGUUUCUCCCAAAUCCGAAAACAUUCCCUACUCAUAUAAAUCCCUGCACAUGUAUUCAAAUCCAACACAAAUUAAUCUUCCCUCUACUUGGGAAAUUAAGGCCUAAACAACAUAUCUGCUUGAUUACUAUCAAACCAUGAAGAUCAAGGUGGGAGUCGCAAUGUUGGUUGUGACCAUCUUUGCCAUCCUAAUCGAUGGUUACAGCUGCAAAGUGGUGCAGUUUAUAUUUGGCGACUCUCUCUCGGAUGUUGGAAACAACAAGUACUUGGGCAAGAGCCUGGCCCAAGCAAGCUUGCCCUGGUAUGGUAUCGAUUUUGGUAAUGGAUUGCCUAAUGGGAGGUUCUCUAAUGGUCGUACAGUAGCUGAUAUUAUAGGUGAUAAAAUGGGUCUCCCAAGGCCCCCUGCCUAUCUAGACCCAUCUUUAACCGAAGACAUGAUACUCGAAAAUGGAGUGAACUAUGCUUCUGGAGGAGGUGGAAUCUUGAAUGAAACUGGUGCCUUAUUUAUUCAAAGGCUUUCACUCUACAAGCAAAUCGAGCUUUUUGAAGGGACACAAACAUUGAUAAGGAGCAAAAUUGGCAAAGUGGCAGCAGACAAGUUCUUCCAAGGAGCUCGUUACGUGGUUGCUUUAGGCAGCAAUGACUUCAUCAACAAUUACUUGAUGCCGGUCUAUAGCGAUUCCUGGAAUUACAACGAUCAAAGCUUCAUCGACUACUUGAUGGAAACACUAAAGGCACAACUUCAGCUAUUGCAUACUUUAGGGGCAAGGCAGCUGAUGGUGUUUGGUUUAGGACCAAUGGGUUGUAUUCCACUACAGAGGGUUCUAAGUACGUCUGGGGAUUGCGUAGACAGAGCAAACAACUUAGCUCUCAGCUUCAACAAAGCUGGAAGCAAGCUAAUGGACAAUUUGAACGCCAAACUUCCCAACUCCAGCUAUAGAUUUGGUGAUGCUUAUGAUGUGGUCAAUAAUAUCAUCAUCAAUCCAAGCAAAUAUGGAUUCAGUAACUCAGACUCACCAUGCUGCUCAUUCGGAAAAAUAAGACCGGCUCUAACAUGUGUGCCUGCAUCAGUACUGUGCAAAGACAGAAGCAAAUAUCUGUUCUGGGAUGAGUACCACCCAUCGGAUAGCGCUAACCAAUUUAUUGCUAAUGAGCUCAUCAAGAAAUUCGGUUUCACGCGUGUCGAUCAAGGCGAUGCUCCUUCCUCAGCACCUGCCAUUGCUCCAUCACCAGAUCAGAAUUAACAAAGAAUGAAUGUGUGUACUUAAUUUAAAGCUAGAGUGCUGUGUCUGCUACUUAAUUAAUCACCUGUACUGCUUAUUUCAUAAAGCAGUUUCUUGCUUGGAGAUGAUUAAACAGUUUUUCCUAUAGUUAUAUGGUUUGCAAAUGUAUGUGCAUUCUUAUUGUUCAAGGUUUCCUUUUUAAUAAAGUCUUUAGUAGUUCGUUC
This is a messenger RNA of Rosa chinensis, 1495 nucleotides long. Its product is annotated as GDSL esterase/lipase At1g74460. Bases 186 to 1292 code for a protein of 368 amino acids. The record is from RefSeq and is a predicted model, not a curated record. Gene Ontology annotation, molecular function: hydrolase activity, acting on ester bonds. Lineage: Eukaryota; Viridiplantae; Streptophyta; Magnoliopsida; Rosales; Rosaceae. The transcript has 5 exons.